AUGGGUGCCAAGGGAAGUGUAAAAGAGGGGCCAGCAUGGGGUCUGGAGUUGUCUCACUGUGUAGGGGCCAACUCGCUGGGCCCCGCUGUGCCUUGGCGGUCCGGGGGGCCCUGCAAGAUGAAGAGAGUCCGCACUGUCUUCAAACCAGAGCAGCUGGAGCGGCUGGAGCAGGAGUUCCUCAAGCAGCAGUACAUGGUGGGCACGGAGCGAGUAGACCUGGCUGCAACUCUGCAUCUCACAGAGACUCAGGUGAAAGUCUGGUUCCAGAACCGGAGGAUCAAGUGGAGGAAGCAGAGCAUGGAGCAGAAGGCAGCAAAGCUGUCACAAUUUGGGGUGAUACAGCCUGCCACUGUGGACUCGACAGACAUCAAGGACCACGAGGAGGACACUGUGGAUGUUGAGCUUUGAACAGCUGAUGAGAUUCAGCUGCCACUGCUGUUUUUUCAGCCGUGCCUGCUUGAUGGAGAUGGAGAUACUGGGGAUGCAGGCACGUCUGUGCUUCUUUGGUCCAAGUGAGACAUUACACUCUUGAUCUGAGAGUUGGAGCUACAGGAUGAACUGCAGCUGGCUGGGAGGAACCCCCCAAAUACUGUUUGGCUGCUGUUCAGUAGCCAUGUGCCAUAAUUCUGGGGGCUUCAUCACCAGACCGGUUGUCCUUGAUGGUGCCAUAGCUGUGGCAAUGCGUGUGAUCUCCUGUUU
Molecule: messenger RNA, 699 nt
Organism: Calidris pugnax (ruff)
Lineage: Eukaryota; Metazoa; Chordata; Aves; Charadriiformes; Scolopacidae
Product: homeobox protein not2-like
Exons: 3
Coding region: 1-408 (135 amino acids)
Biological process (GO): neuron differentiation; regulation of DNA-templated transcription; central nervous system development
Molecular function (GO): DNA binding; DNA-binding transcription factor activity, RNA polymerase II-specific
Source: RefSeq, a predicted model, not a curated record